UUGUGAUUUGUCAAAUAUUUCUGAUAACCGAAUGGCAGGCCAAAGCAAAAGCCGAAAUUAAAAGAAACUUUUGCGUUUUUUCAAUUAAUCCUGGUUUGGUUUAGCUAGAAUAAUGUCGAAUAAGACAAAGAAAAGCGCCGGUGGCAACGGAGGAGCGCCAAAACAAACCCGCCAGCAGUCUCAUGAUUCGCAGGAUUACAGCUCCUUCAAGACAGUGCUAUUCUACUGCAUGCUUAUCGUUUUCCUGCCCGUUCUAACCUUUUUUGCCCUAAAAGGCUUCGUUCUGGACCGAUUCCUGGACAUUUCAGAAGUAAAAGUUAAUAUUGCUUCUGCCGUGGGAGCGGUCGUUGCAUUGCACAUCGCUCUGGGACUUUAUAUCUACAGAGCCUACUUCGGAGCUCCCGGAUCCAAGUCAUCUAAAACGGAUUAAACCUCAUUUUCACGGACUGUUUCCCCAUUUCCAUUAACUAUAAGCGGAAAAGCACUCUUGUACAUACAUGCUAUACAUACAAAUGUUUACAUGCCCAGCGAAGGAGGAGGAAGAGAAAGUCGUUUGUAAACCGCGUGUAAUCGUUUUCUAUUGCAUAAGUUUCGAUAACUGGGAGAACGUGUUGUCUAGUGUUCUGCGUGCAUAAUUUGUAUUAAAAAGACAUUAAUAAGUGA
This is a messenger RNA of Drosophila ficusphila, 663 nucleotides long. RefSeq names its product vacuolar ATPase assembly integral membrane protein VMA21 homolog. The transcript has 2 exons. Lineage: Eukaryota; Metazoa; Arthropoda; Insecta; Diptera; Drosophilidae. The coding region runs from base 113 to 430 and encodes 105 amino acids. Gene Ontology annotation, cellular component: endoplasmic reticulum membrane. Gene Ontology annotation, biological process: vacuolar proton-transporting V-type ATPase complex assembly. The record is from RefSeq and is a predicted model, not a curated record.